GGUCGCUCAGUCUGUCUGCUUUGUUAGUGAACGGCUGUUACAACAGUCUGAAAGCUGUGUUUACUCUGGUGGUCUCAGAGUCGUUCUCAUAUCUCCUGAAAGGUGAUCCUCUCAGGUCGAGCUGACACAGUGUGUCAGUAGAGACAGCAGACAGCAGAAUGGCUUUGUGUGCUGCCAGUCGUCCCUUACUCCAGAACACUCGAAAUGCUUUGAGGAGGUGUUUCAAGCAGAGCAGGGCGUUCUACUCCAACACCAGCAGCCCUCAGGAGGAAGAGAUUCGACAGAAACUCCAGCUCUUUCCAGGAGGUUCCAUAGAUCUUCAGAAAGAAAAGUCAGGCAUUGCAGUGAUGACAGUCAAUAACCCUGCACGAAUGAAUGCCUUCUCAGGCAGCAUGAUGCUAGAGCUGGAGGAACGAGUGAGUGAGCUGGAGACUUGGACAGAAGGAAAAGGCCUAAUUGUGCAAGGGGCUGCUGGAACGUUCUGCUCUGGAUCUGACCUGAAUGCAGUCAGAGCAAUAUCAAACCCGCAGGAUGGCAUGAAAAUGUGUAUGUUCAUGCAGAAGACUCUAACAAGACUGCUUAGGUUGCCCCUCAUCUCUGUGGCUUUGGUUGAGGGAAAGGCUUUGGGUGGAGGGGCAGAACUCACUACUGCCUGUGACUUCAGGUUGAUGACAUCUGAUGCUGUGAUCCAAUUCGUCCAUAAACACAUGGGCUUGGUGCCUGGAUGGGGUGGUGCAGCAAGGCUUGUCCGAAUUGUUGGCAGCCAGAAUGCCCUGAAAUUGCUUGGUGGUGCAAAAAAAGUUGAUCCACAUUUGGGGAGGCAGAUUGGACUAGUUGAUGAAGUGUUGAGUUCUCCUCUUGGUGAAGGCAGUUCCCUGGUGGAGGCAGAGCAGUGGCUGAGCCAGUUCACAAAGGGAUCUGCUCCUGUAAUCAGGGCUGUGAAGAAGGUGGUGGUGUCUGGGAGAGAACUUUCUCUGGAGGAGGCCCUGAGAACUGAAAAGGAUAUAUUUGGGACUGUAUGGGGUGGGCCAGCCAACCUUGAGGCUUUGGCACAAAAAACAAAACAUAAUUGAGAGAAAUUAUUAUUAACGUUUGCCUCUGUAAAGACUCAAUAUAUCUAUUUAUAUCAGGGGAAAAUGAGCCCCAAAUAAGCCACACUCAAUCUAAAUAAACAUAUUUCUCACAUGGACUUUUUAAAAUUAAUUUUAUAAUAAAAUAAAAUAUUAUUUUCUCUUUUAACAUAAUCAGGCAUGUUAUAUAUGAUUUAUUUUUAAAAAAAUGAAUAAAAAAAUGAAAAUUCUGCACUGGACUUAAAGGGCCCCCCUGAAGCCCUCUUGUAUUCCUUAUAAAGCAGCCAGUGAUGUAUUUAAUACAUUUUAAUUCAUAAUUAUAUUUGAUAUAUUCAUGAUUUUUUAAAAAUAAUUGAUAAACACUCUUAUGAAAGACUAAUAACAAACAUUCAACUGGGAAUAACUGUAAAAUAAAAAAAACAUUCUUGUAGUCUA
Messenger RNA from Colossoma macropomum (tambaqui), 1505 nucleotides. RefSeq names its product enoyl CoA hydratase domain containing 1 (gene echdc1). Gene Ontology annotation, cellular component: cytosol. The transcript has 6 exons. Bases 159 to 1073 code for a protein of 304 amino acids. Lineage: Eukaryota; Metazoa; Chordata; Actinopteri; Characiformes; Serrasalmidae. Gene Ontology annotation, molecular function: enoyl-CoA hydratase activity. The record is from RefSeq and is a predicted model, not a curated record. Gene Ontology annotation, biological process: fatty acid beta-oxidation.